AGGUGAACAAGUGAAGAGUGAAUUCACACUUUAAAGAGCAGCGAAGACCAUCUUGCCAUGAAACCAUUCACAGAUGAAGAUGUAGAAAUCUACAUCCAGAGCAAGGUGGAAAGGCGGCAUUACCUGGUUUCCAAAGCAGUGGAGGAGGUGCAGAAAAUCAUCCAGCAGCUGACCGCAGAAAUCAGCUACAAGGCUGUGCGAUUCCAGGCUAUCUCCAACUCUGGCAUUCACAAUGAGAACAUUAAGGAUCAGCCAGCUUUACUGGCCAAGUGGUCAGCUGUGCUUCGGAGGAAGCGCCCAUUCCACCCAUCCAUCCAGGUCUUAGCACCCAGCCAGUUCCUCAUCACAGUUCCUCUGCGUGGCCUGACCGGUUACAGGGAAUGCCAGGUACGGCACUGGCGCUAUUACACCGUGCAUGGAGCCAAGCUCCUCUCCUCCGUGCGGGACCCUGAGGAACUGCAUCAGUGGCUGGAGGUGGAGCAGUUCUCAAAAAGCCUCCAGCAGUGGCAUGAAGAGGAUGUGAACAUUGAAGGUGAUCUGGUUCCAGCCAAAGUCCUUAUCGUCUUCCGGGAGCUGGUGGAGAAGUCGAUUGUCUCCUGUAACCUCUCCAGUAAAGUGACAGUGCUGGAAAGCUUCAGCUCAGUGGUCCGGGUGGCUGUGGAGACAUCAGAAUCCCAAGUUGAAGUGGAGCUGGUCCCUGCUGUGGAGAUUCCAACGUGCUGGCCCGAGAAAGCCCGGUGGCCUCGUUGCCUUAAGCGUUGGCCUUCUCAGGAAAAAGUGCAAUGCAUCAAGUCACUGGGUUUCGACCUCCUAGCUCGCUCUAAUUAUCACUGGCAGCUGUGCUUCUCCCGUGCUGAGCACAUCCUCAUGGAGGGACUUGAUGAAGAUGGUGGCUGUCGCAGGAAGUGCUUCAGGGUCAUGAGGCAGAUGAAGGAAGAUGUCUGGUGUGCUGGGAAUAAGCCUGUCAUCACAGCUUAUCACCUUCAGACAGUGCUAUUCUGGACGUGUGAAAAAUACCCACGCACCAAGGAUUGGCGCUGCUUCCCUGAAGCCUUUCUGAGGCUGGUACAGAAGCUGCACAAGUGUGUAAGCCAGCACUUCCUCAAGCAUUACUUUCUCAAGAACACCAAUCUGCUCAAAUAUGCCAACACCAGUGACCUGGACCUGGUGGCCAGCAAGCUGGCAGUCUUCUUGGAGAACCCUGUUUUCUGCCUGGACUAAGGCAGGCAAAGGUCAUGCCCCAAGCCCGAGUGGAUCCCCCAGCUCCUCUCCCCACCUGUGGUUGCUCCCUGUGUCCUUCCAGUAGAUGUUGCAGCUGGCUCUGUGAGACAGUUGGCACAUGCAGCGCUAAAGAGAAGUGUUGAGCUGGCAGCGGUGGGCGGUGAAAACUGAUAGGAGGUAUCACUUGAUGCCCAGCUGAUCUAAUUUGCUUUCAACAGUGACAGCCUGCCUGGAAGCUACAGCCAGUGAAACCCAACUUUGUGUGUCAGUCAGAGCAGGCAACUGCCUUGUUCUGUGUCUCCAGUCUUGUGGCACCUAAGCUGAAAGGCAAUGCAAAGGAGUCUCGCUCUGCUGCCUCUGUACCCUAGCACAUGUAUUGUUGCUGCACUCACCUUUCUCACAAGGACAGCGGGUUUAAUUGCCUGCUUACCUCACAGGCCAGCUCUGCAGAGGGGCAGAGGAACAUUUCUGAGGUGUUCUGGACGCCGGAAGCUUUCUCAGAGGAAAUUCAGUUCAGUGAGAUCCUGCUCCAGUAGGAGCCCAGUAGGAAUUUAACCAUGCUGCUAGUGUUGAAGAGCUCAGAGAAGCAAGAAGAGGAACAGUGGGUUUUGCCUCUUCAUUUUUCUCUCCUCCACUUACAUUUUUCUUCCAAUUGCUUAAAAUAUGUCUUUUUCAUGUUUGUCUUUGCCAGUUGUGUUAGUGCCAUACAAUCGGGCUUUGGCAGGGCAGAUUUCACUCCCAUCCCUGGCUCUACCCAGCAGGCUGGACCAGGAGCAGGUCUUUCCCUACUUAACACCCACCUAUUUUUGGGUGCAGUGCAGAAGGAGAGUACUUUUAAAAGGCUCUUACCUCCAAGACUCCCAGUGCUUUUAAUUUUGUGGAUAUUUCAAAACAAAAUGGAUUUUAGUAUUUCAAAAGAACAGAGCUUUAGAAAUGAUAUAAAGAGUUCUGGGUUUAAUGUUAUUAAAUCGCUGAAACUAAACCAAGAUAGAGGGAUUUUAGGUUUGGUUUGAUGGGGUUUUUUGGUCCCAUCUGUGCAGGAAAGUAAACAAGCCCUUUGCCAAGGCGGCUGGCAGAGGUGGGAUUUGCAUCCCACAAUCCAGGGAGCUGCAUGAGGCGCAUCCGUGGCGCGGCAUCUCCCCAUCGUGGCAGACUGCGGUACAGCCAGGGGUCUCCAGCACAGCCUCUGCCUCUGGAGCAGGCUGUCUUCUACAGUUUUCUGAGCAGAGCAGAUACGGGUCAGGAAGGAUCCCAGCUGUGUGGUCCUGGUCUGGUUGUGGUCCUGUGUCUCCUGCAUCAGAUCUCACCAUGUAUAGACCUGAUCCCACCAUGUAAACUGGCACCCACGUUGCUCCGAUCCUCGGAACACCCUCCAAGCCACCUUUCCACAUGGGUAACUGCAUUGUGUGGAACUGUUUCGAACAGUUAACUUCUCUUGCUAAACCUUUGUUCUCCAAGUCCCCUAAAUGGGACACAAGCGUCAGUUUCAUGAUGACACCUCCUGUUCAAGUGUGGCUUUCCUGUUUCCUGUGAGCUGAGCUCUUCCAAUAACAUGCAAGCAGAUGCCAAUCUGCCAGGCAGAGUCAGACAGCUGUGGCAAUGAAGUAAUGUCUCCUGUUUCAUCUUGUUUUUGUCUUGUGGUUGAAGGGCUGGCUUCAGAAGUUAGAGGAGGGCAAAACCAAUUCAAAUUGUUUGAGGACAGUGCAAAACAUUCAGAGCUGUUAAUCCCAAAUUUAAUAUUUUACUGCUCUGAUGGUUCUCAUGGGAUUUAGUUGUGACUGUUGAAGAAUUUAUCUCCCUUUAUAGCCGUGUGAAAAAAAAAUGUUUCAGUGGUGAUACCUUAACUUGGAUGCAGCUGUGUAUCAGAGUCCUCAGCUGCUGGGGUUCACAACCUGCUGUGAAGCAAAACCACGGGCAUGCAUCGUGUGCUGCACACGGAAUGUUCCGCUGCUCUGCCAGAGCGGCAGCCUCUUACAGCCAGCAAUGACUCAGCACAGCCAGGAAAUAACCACAGAACGAUGGACCCCUGCUCUGAGCCCAGUCUGAUCAGUUUUUGCUCUGUUUUCUUCUUGUUUACACAAGCAAAUGCAUCAGCUAGCAUAUGCUGCUGCAGAAAGUAUCCUUGUUACCACUGAAACGUGGAAGGUACAUUACUACGAAGACACAGGAACAGUCCUGCAGCUUUUUCUCCAGAACAGCAAGAUGUGAUACAGCUGGCCACUGGCAAAAGGAAAUGGCUUUGAGGAAAGGACUGAUGUGUUCAUGGAAGCAGUUGAAUACAAGAAUUAAUUCCUUUCAGAGACAUCUUUGAGAUACAAUCUUACAUCAUCUCAUGCAGGUCUGCUUAGGUGUGUGGGAUUUUGUUGUGAGGCAGUUUUUGUGGCUGUGGGAGAGUUGUGCAGGAGGUCUCUUGUUAAAAAAACCAAACUUGCCUAAUAUAUUUGUCACAUUUCUUACCACAGUAAACUUUCUGCAAAUAGCUUUUCACUCAUACACCAAGCCUGACUGCAAAUCAUGGCCUCAUCCCAAGAUUUUCCUCCAAAAAGAGGUACCACUUUGUGUUUUGGCUACAGAAUAAGUUUUAUGUUUUUCAUAUUUAUAACUUUUAUUUUUAAAAAGUGAGCAUCUGGACAAAUACAGACUUUCUUGAAGUAAGUUUAAUCAAAAGUUUUUUGUUCAGAAUGUCUGGAAGGAAUGUGAUGACCAUUUUCUCUCCCUCUCUUUCUCACUGCUUUAAUGAGUAUUUGCUGUAUUCUCAGCCCUCGCCACAGU
Serinus canaria (Common canary) is the source of this 3993-nucleotide messenger RNA. It is a transcript of the gene MAB21L3, whose product is annotated as mab-21 like 3. Lineage: Eukaryota; Metazoa; Chordata; Aves; Passeriformes; Fringillidae. The transcript has 7 exons. The record is from RefSeq and is a predicted model, not a curated record. The coding region runs from base 58 to 1221 and encodes 387 amino acids.